GAAGACAGAGACAAAAUGCUCGCACAGUGACGGAGCUGCCGGAAGAGCCACAAUCUGACAGCAAAACAAACUAACCCCCUUUUAUGAGGUGAGGCAUGUGUCUUUAGGUAAUAAACACUUAAGUCAUUAGAUGGUUUUUAUGGAGAUAGCUAUAAACUGAAACAUGGGGAAAAAAUCUUGCUCACAGGCUGACGCCCAGGGAGGGGGUAUAUAAGAGCCUGAGCAGAAGAGACCAGCAUCGAGACACCAAGAGACUUCUCUUCUCAACCCAACAGAAACCCAAGUGUCAACGCCAUGGCUUGCUGUGCCCCCUGCUGCUGCAGCGUCCCCACCGGCCCCGCCACCACCAUCUGCUCCUCUGACAAAUGCUGCCGCUGCGGCGUCUGCCUGCCCAGCACCUGCCCACACGACAUCAGCCUCCUGCAGCCCACCUGCUGUGACACCUGCCCCCCGCCCUGCUGCAUGCCUGACACCUACGUGCCCACCUGCUGGCUGCUCAACUCCUGCCACCCCACUCCCGGGCUGUGCGGGAUCAACCUGACCACCUACGUGCAGCCUGGCUGCGAGAGCCCCUGCGAGCCCUGCUAA
Phyllostomus discolor (pale spear-nosed bat) is the source of this 588-nucleotide messenger RNA. Its product is annotated as keratin-associated protein 3-1. Gene Ontology annotation, cellular component: keratin filament. NCBI's taxonomy places the organism in Eukaryota, Metazoa, Chordata, Mammalia, Chiroptera, Phyllostomidae. Gene Ontology annotation, molecular function: structural molecule activity. The record is from RefSeq and is a predicted model, not a curated record. The coding region runs from base 295 to 588 and encodes 97 amino acids. The transcript has a single exon.